Messenger RNA from Chaetomium fimeti, 1068 nucleotides. RefSeq names its product kinase-like domain-containing protein. NCBI's taxonomy places the organism in Eukaryota, Fungi, Ascomycota, Sordariomycetes, Sordariales, Chaetomiaceae. Bases 1 to 1068 code for a protein of 355 amino acids. The transcript has a single exon. The record is from RefSeq and is a predicted model, not a curated record.
AUGUCUAACGUGUCUAAGUGCUCUUCUUCAGCCCCUACUCGCGUCAUACCGACCACCCACCCGGCGUGGUUCGACAGCCUCCGAGAAGCCAAGAUGAUCUACCAGUGCGGCGACCGGGUGGUCUGGGUGGUGGACGACCAAUUCAUCCUCAAGCGGAUGCGGUACACGAUCAACUCGGAGGCGCCGACGCACGAGUUCGUCAACAGCAAGACCGACAUCCCCGUCCCGCACGUCUUCGCCGAGUGGCUCUCGGCCGACACGCGGACGCACUACCUGCUGGAGGGCCGGAUCCCGGGCCAGACGCUGGGCGACUGCUGGGGCCAGCUGACGAACGAGACCAGGAUCCGGCUGGCGCAGCAGGUGGCGCUCUACAUGGCGCAGCUGGCGCGGGCCUUCCGCGGCAAGCGCAUGCAGAGCGUGGCGCGCCAGCCCCUGCCCAUCAACUGCUUCGUCCCCGGCGCCGACGAGCCGCGCGGCCCGCUCAAGGGCCGCUGGGCGACCGACGAGGACAUCUUCAACAACGAGUUCCUGCCGGGGCUGAAGAGCAAGGGCCUGCCCGACGCGCUGAUCCGCCUCGUGGGCGCCACCAUGCCGCCCUGCCGCGGCCAGCUCGCCUUCACGCACUGCGACCUGUACGUGGGCAACAUCAUGGUGGACCCUGCGCACGGCGUGGUCACGGCCAUCAUCGACUGGGAGAGCGCGGGCUACUGGCCCGAGUGGUUCCAGUACGCCCGCAUCACCCACGGCUGCAGCCCGGCCGACGGCCAGUGGAAGUACAUCCUCGGCCGCGUCAGCCGCGGCCUGAUCCCGCACGCCGACCACGGCCGCGUCUGGCUCGACAUGGUCGGCCUGUUCAUGCACCGCCCGGACAGCCUGCAGGCCCGCGCCUGGCUGCGCCUGCUGAUCAAGUACCUGAAGGGCGAGGCGAGCUCGCGCGAGAUGAGAGAGUAUGAGAGUAUUGAUGGGCGUGACCAGCGGGAGCAGAUCGAGAGGGAGGGGCUUCUGUUGAAUGGCAAGGGCUAUAUCGGAAACGUGGGUUACUAUAGUAGUGCUAUGCGUUGCGAGUAG